UAUGCUAAGUUAUGAACGCAAUGCUUGAAGACUUUUGUCAUGAGAUCUGUCAGUUUCCGAUACGGUGACGAUGAGGUGGUGUGCCAGAAGUAUUUUGAGAUGGAUGAUCGCCGCAUUUUUCGUCGUUUGUUACACUGUUUUAGUUUUAAUGUGGCAGGUCGAUGUUCGGCAGAAUCAGGUGUCUCAGUGGUCAAACAGUCAAGAUGGCGGCGUCAGAGGGAUUUUUCGAAAAACACGUGAAUUGUAUCAAGAAAAAAGUUCGCGCGUUUCACAACAGAAUGGAAUAAACAGCCAAAACAUUUUGUAUCAAUCAGUCAAUCGUAUUAUUACCUCCACAGAGAGGAAUAAUUUCAGUUCUAACUCUCAGACUACGAAUUUGAACGAUUUGUUUAUAAGCAUCAAAACUACAAAAUUAUUUCAUCAAACUCGUCUGAAUGUAAUUUUACGAACAUGGUUCGUGUUAGCAAGAGAUCAGACAUACUUCUUCAGUGAUGCGGACGAUCCUCUUUUUUUCUCAAAGACACGUGGUCACUUCAUUAAUACUAAUUGUUCAACCACUCACAAUAGGAAAGCUUUGUGCUGCAAAAUGUCUGUAGAAUUUGACACCUUUCUUGAAAGUGCUAAAAAAUGGUUUUGUCAUUUUGAUGAUGACAAUUAUGUUAAUGUACCACGUCUUUUAAAAUUGCUUCAGCAACAUAAUCCUCAAGAAGAUUGGUAUUUAGGAAAACCAAGCAUCCGUUCUCCCCUGGAAAUCAUAAAUCGGGAUGACAUGCAGAAGAAUGUAUCGUUUUGGUUCGCGACUGGUGGUGCUGGCUUCUGUAUUAGCAGAGCGUUAGCUCUAAAAAUGUUACCUAUUGCUAGUGGUGGAAAGUUUAUUAGUAUUGGAGAAAAAAUUAGGUUACCUGAUGAUGUGACAGUGGGUUAUAUUAUUGAAUACCUUCUGAAGAAAAAGUUAACAAUUGUAAAUUUAUUUCACUCCCACUUUGAACCUAUGAAAUUUAUAAAGCAAGAGGCUUUUGCUGAUCAAGUAUCCUUCAGCUACACUAGAAGUGGCCAAGAGGAGAAUGUUUUACAAAUUGAUGGUUUUGAUGAAAAAGUGGAUCCUACCAGGUUUUUAUCAUUACAUUGCCAUCUCUUUCCGAACUUCAGUUUCUGUCCCAGCUGAUACAUGUAAAUAGGAAUAAGUGUGUUUAUGUCCCUCAAAAAGUGAAAAAUGCCAAUGUGUUUUUGCCUUUUUUGGAACAGGAAAAGGUUUAUUGAAGUCAUUGUUUAACAAAUUAUUCAAGAAUAUUAACAUAUCUAAAUCAUGUUUAAACACUCUUGUUUUUAAAGAGUAAUUGAUAUGAUCUGUUUGUUUAUGCUAUUUUCUUUCUUCUUCUUCUUUUUAAAUCCCUGAGAAAUUAUAAGACAAACUUUUGAAUUCUACAAUAGCAUUUCUCAAAAGUCUGAAUCAUGAGUUGGUUUUUUUUUAUUUGUAGUGUUGAUUGUGCUUCGUAGAAAACUGAUAUUUUCAGGUAUUUUGCUAUUUGCAAUCCACAAAUUUUGGAAUAUAUAGGAUGUUCUGUCAGCACAUUCUCAGAAUUGAUAUUUGAAGUUUAACAUUUCCGUCAAAAUAAAAUAAAAUAAAGUGAAAUAAAUAACAAAUCAAAUGAGUUACUGUUUAUUUUAUUUAUUACUUUUUGAAGCUAGCCAUAUUGCUCUGAAGUUUUACAAUGCCUGCUCAAAAGCAUAAUUAACCUUUUUUUUUUAACAAUGCACUUACUGAUUUAUCAUAUUUAUGUGCUUAAUAUAAAAUAAUUACUAUCAUUUUUCAAUAGAUUGUUGAUUAAAUAUUUUUUCAGAUGACCU
This is a messenger RNA of Uloborus diversus, 1848 nucleotides long. Its product is annotated as fringe glycosyltransferase-like. The record is from RefSeq and is a predicted model, not a curated record. Bases 71 to 1165 code for a protein of 364 amino acids. The transcript has 10 exons. Lineage: Eukaryota; Metazoa; Arthropoda; Arachnida; Araneae; Uloboridae. Gene Ontology annotation, molecular function: O-fucosylpeptide 3-beta-N-acetylglucosaminyltransferase activity. Gene Ontology annotation, cellular component: membrane. Gene Ontology annotation, biological process: regulation of Notch signaling pathway.